AUGCGCAUCUCAACAAUCAAACAACGUGAUGGAUGUGGCACAGUCCGACGACGCAGGUCCAAGGCAUGUUCACCUUGUUCCAAGUCCACCGCUGCUCCAACCAUCACUCCGAACUUCUCUGAAGACUCCGAAUCCGACAAGCUGGUGGUCAGCUGCAACGCUGGAAUUGCUCAAACCAAAACUGUCAAUGGUAGCGUCGUCAAUAUGAUCAACUAUGACUGUUCAAGGUCCGGCGACAAGACCAAAUCAACAACCUUCGAUCUGGACGAGUUCGACCGAGGCAUGCCGCUCUACAUAGGCGUACUCGGGUGCAACGGCAAAAUCACACGAAUGACGAAUGUCUGGAAAGCAACACAUCGAAGCCCCAUUCGCAUUGACAAUUCAGACAUCGUCUUGAACAAACAGUCGGUGCUUGCAAGCGACCCGGACAAGGGACACCAAUGGACGGUGAUGCUCAAUGAGAAAGGUCCAGACGGCAAGCUGAGCAGAGCAAAGAAAAUCGAUUUACGCGUUGGCGCUGUUCUCGACGGCGCAGUGGUAUACUACGAGGAUGGACACAAGACACCCUGUGGAUACCGCUACUAUGGUAACGGAUCUCCGUUCAACAUGGGCGGUGGCAACUCUCAAAUGCUCCAUCUCCCUCCAGGCGUCGACAUUGCGAAAGUCGAGGUAAAGACCUAUGGGUGGAGUAUGGAUGUUUUGGGAGGCAUAACCAUGACUCUGUCAGAUGGAACCAAAGCAGGAGCACUCAAUACUUACCCAAGUCCUACGAGAAACCUCACCAAAGUGCUGGAGGCUGGACCAGGACAGAAGAUUGUUGGAUUUUAUGGCACAUCUUGGGAUUAUACGCAGGAAUUCGGUAUUGUUACGGGACCUAACGAUGUGGAGCUUCCGCCGCAGACAUACGAUAUGCCUCAGCUGCAGAAUAUCCAGGCAAAGGGCCGGACGAGUGACUAG
This is a messenger RNA of Aureobasidium namibiae CBS 147.97, 957 nucleotides long. RefSeq lists its product as uncharacterized. NCBI's taxonomy places the organism in Eukaryota, Fungi, Ascomycota, Dothideomycetes, Dothideales, Saccotheciaceae. The transcript has a single exon. The record is from RefSeq and is a predicted model, not a curated record. Bases 1 to 957 code for a protein of 318 amino acids.